Molecule: messenger RNA, 1665 nt
Organism: Pneumocystis murina B123
Lineage: Eukaryota; Fungi; Ascomycota; Pneumocystomycetes; Pneumocystales; Pneumocystaceae
Exons: 5
Coding region: 1-1665 (554 amino acids)
Biological process (GO): rRNA processing
Cellular component (GO): small-subunit processome; Pwp2p-containing subcomplex of 90S preribosome
Molecular function (GO): protein binding
Source: RefSeq, a predicted model, not a curated record
AUGGGCCAAAAGUCAAAGAAAAGUAAGGCGAUUCAUAAGAAUCGACCAUCUGAAAAAUAUAUUGAUUCUAUAUUUUCUGACUUUUCCUUAAAUUCAAAUGGUAAAGAUAAAGAAGAAGAAAUAUUGGAAGCGAAAGUUUUUGGAAAUAAUAAUUCAUUUAAUGAAGAAUUGAAGAAUUCAUUGUUAAAUAUAUCUAAUUCAGAUGAGUCAGAAUCUUUUGGUGAUAGAACAGUUGACUUUUCUUUGCUUCAAGACCAUGAGCUUUUUUAUGUUGAUACAUCUACUUGCCAGAAUGAAUUGGCUGACAGUUUAAAUAAAACAGCGACUCUGCGCAUAGAUGAAGAGAGACCAGCAUGGGAAGAUAGUGAUGAUGAAAGAUUGUUAAUUUCUUUAGCUUCUGUAGGAAGAUUACGAAAAUUGAGGGAAUCAGAAAAAGAGGAUAUAAUUAAUGGUAAAGAAUAUAAUAUUCGCUUGAGAAAACAAUUUGAAAGGAUAAAUCCUGUUCCAAAUUGGGUAGUUUUAUCUAAAUCUUUAAAUGAUGAAAAUUUAAAGCAAAAUGGAAAUAUUGGCGAUGAUAAUUCUGAUAAUUCUUAUUUUUUAAAUGAUGUUUCAAUAUUUACAAAAUCAUUAAAGUCAUUAUUUGAAUCUUCAGAAGGUUAUAUUAGAAAAACGUUAUCAGUAUUGCCUCCUACUACCAUUAAUAUAAAAAGACUAAAAGAUGCAAAUGCCUGUUCUCCGUCUGAAUCUGCAAUUUUAUCAUUAUCUUUUCAUCCAUUUUAUCCUUUGUUAUUGUCGGGAGGAUAUGAUCGUAUUCUAAAGAUAUUUCAUAUUGAUGGAGAUGUUAAUCCACUUGUUUCAUCUUUAUAUCUUCAUUCAUCUUCUAUUCAAACAGCAGUUUUUCAUCCGAAUGAUAAUAAAAUAAUUGUAGGUGGUCAAAGAAAAUAUUUUUAUAUUUGGGAUCUUGAAAGUGGAAACAUUAGAAAGGUCAGCAGGACUUAUGGUCAUGAUGAUAUUCAAGGAAGCAUGGAAAAAAUUUCAGUUAGCCCUUGUGGAAAAUUUAUUGGUAUUGUUGGAAAUAAAGGAUGGUUUAAUGUAUUGUCUGCUGGAACUGGACAAUGGAUUACUGGUUUUAAAAUAGAAGGUGAAAUUAGUGAUGUUUCUUGGCUACGAUCUGGUGAAGGAAUAUGUGUUUCUAAUAAAUAUGGUGGAAUAUGGGAAUGGAAUAUUUUAUCACAAAAAGUUAUGUCAAAAUGGAAUGACGAUAGUUGCUAUGGUAUUACUAAAAUAUCUUUAGGUGGCUUUGAUGAUAGAUGGUUUGCACUUGGGAGUAAUACUGGUAUUGUUAAUGUCUAUGAUAGAAGAAAUCUUUCAGGAGAAUUGAAUAAUCCAUCUCUUUAUAAAACGUUGAAUAAUUUGACAACUUCUAUAAAUACUUUGGAAUUUUCACCCGACGGGCAAAUAUUGGCUAUGGCGAGUAAGGAAAAGCGUGAUUUUCUUAGAUUAGUGCAUUUUCCAACUGGAUCUGUUUAUAAAAAUUGGCCAACUGGUUCUACACCUCUUGGAGAUGUUACUGUAACUAAAUUUUCUCCAUCGGGAAGCGAAAUAGCUAUUGGAAAUAAAAGUGGAAAAAUAGGAUUGUGGCGCUUUGCAUAUUAUUAUACAUGA